Lampris incognitus (smalleye Pacific opah) is the source of this 285-nucleotide messenger RNA. RefSeq names its product cAMP-dependent protein kinase inhibitor alpha-like. The record is from RefSeq and is a predicted model, not a curated record. The coding region runs from base 49 to 285 and encodes 78 amino acids. Gene Ontology annotation, biological process: negative regulation of cAMP-dependent protein kinase activity. Gene Ontology annotation, molecular function: cAMP-dependent protein kinase inhibitor activity. Gene Ontology annotation, cellular component: cytoplasm; nucleus. The transcript is spliced from 2 exons. NCBI's taxonomy places the organism in Eukaryota, Metazoa, Chordata, Actinopteri, Lampriformes, Lampridae.
CUUCCUCCCGGUGUCCCAAGGUGCCGCUGUGUGAACAAUGCACAAGCGAUGGCUGACAUGGAGGCCACGUAUGCGGACUUCAUCGCCUCUCGCAGGACGGGACGUAGGAACGCCCUGCACGACAUCCUCGAGAGCCCAACCGAUCCCGAGGGGCGACAGCUGCCCCUCACGCUGUCCCUGUCCCAGCUACACAUCAACGCCGGAGGAGGAGAAGGAGGCGACACCGAGGACAGCCAGACUUCCUCCACCGCAGCCCAGAGGGAAAUGGAGCAGGGCAACAGCUAA